Molecule: messenger RNA, 538 nt
Organism: Cinara cedri
Lineage: Eukaryota; Metazoa; Arthropoda; Insecta; Hemiptera; Aphididae
Source: the annotation of a GenBank genome assembly
AUGUAUAAAGAUGACAUUCAAGAUGUCAGGUUGAAGCCCACUGUGAUCAACGUGUUAACAGUGAACUGGACCACCCUAUGCUAUUUGGGUAUGCUUUUUGUGGUUGGAAUAAGAGCAGCAGAAUUGGAUUGCAGUACUGCGGCGGACUGUUUCGCACCAUUAUUUAGGGUCACCAAAAAUAUAAAUUAUUGGGUCGCCAUGUAUAAAAUAUAUAUUUAAAGGAUAUUUAAAAUUAAAUGUUUACUAGAGAGUCACGACAAUAAAAAUUUGAGAAACACUGAGGUACCCGAUGAAUGUAAAGUUUAUUAUCAGCACCUUUUUGGCAAGUAUAUGGCUUUUUGACAAAUAUAUUUUUGAAGGUUUUAGUUAUCUUUACAGGAAAUUGCCAAAGACCGUCAAGGCAAUAUGGCGCACGAUAGUCAUAAGGUAAGCGUGUAUACUCGAAAAAUUAUUUAACAUUAAACAGUUCAAUUAUUUAUUAUUUUUUAAUGUCGAAUGCAUGCAGCAAAUUUACGCGUUCCAUACUCAUCAUCGCUGA